UAGCAGAGUCAGUGAACUGACAUUUGGUGCUUGGAGGAUUAUCGUUGCAGAAGUCACUUCACAUUAAAGUUAAGUAAAAUGCCAGGAUUUUUUUUCUCCCACAACAACAUGACUGAAUUAAACGGAAAAGAAGACUGUAAGCUUGCAGAAGGCAGAAUCUAUAAAAAGAAGCAAAAGCCUUUUGGUGCAGAUCUCAAAAAUUAUUUGAAGUGCAUGGUACCACAUAUCGAAUCAGGGAUCAAGACUUCUAACUCCAGAAACGUCAGGCUUUCUGCAGAGGAAGUAAUACAGUGGUCCCAGUCUUUGGAAAAGCUCUUGGCCAGCCAAAGUGGUCAAGGUGUCUUUCGGGAGUUCCUGAAGUCAGAGUUCAGCGAGGAAAACAUCGAGUUCUGGUUGGCUUGUGAGGAUUACAAGAAAACCAAGUCUGAUCACUUACAUGGCAAAGCAGAGAGGAUUUAUGAGGAGUUUGUUCAGUCAGAUGCUAUUAAACAGAUCAAUAUUGACUAUCAGAUGAGGGAAGCAACAGCCAAAAGGGCUCAAGACCCCACUCACACAAGUUUUGAUGAAGCCCAGAAAGCUGUGUACAUCCUUAUGGAAAGGGAUUCAUAUCCCAGAUUUUUGAAAUCCAAAGCCUACCUGAACCUUUUGAACCAGCUGCAAACCAACACUUCAAAAUGAAGUGUUUGAGGCAGUGAAGAGCCAAGUAGAGUUUGCGUCAAAUAUACUGUGGAGAGAUCCUUCCAGGGUGGUUGGAUCUCAGCAAGGAGAACCCCCGCCUUGGGAGCAGAGGUAUGCGGGAGAUGCAAACAGCUCCACGGCCAAGAGAACGCAUGAUGAAAGCUGGCAAGACUAUUACAAGGAUGAGAGCAGCACAGAGGGGAGAAAAUCCUCUCCUCCCAUAUGCCAUGGAGUCAAGACAGGAUAUGGGUACUAUUUAUUGUUUGAACUACGCUGUGAACACUGAACCAAGUCCUACAUCCCAAAGAACUGCUAAUUAUUAGAAAGUGCAAGACUAGCAAGCUGAGUGUUGGGAAAAGAUUAUCAAGUUCAGAAGAAAAAUAAGGAUGACUGACAAUUUUGUGCAUAACAAGAAAAUGCCCAGACAAGACUGAUUAAUGGCUGGUUUUUAAUCUGUGAAGUGUUAAUAAGUGUGAGUGCAGCUCCAUGAUGCUAUUGUGCUAUGUAAAUAUUUUAUAAGUUGACAUGUCUUAAAAUUGAUAUAUUUUAAAUUAUGUAAGAAUUAUAUAAGCUGUACUUUUACUAAGUUAGUAUUCAACAGGGAGGUAUGUAGCAUCUUUUCUGUUUAAUUUAUUACAAAAUAAUAAGCAACUCAUCAAUUGAAUCUACUUAAAAAUAAAGUUUUGUGGUCAUUUUA
Molecule: messenger RNA, 1375 nt
Organism: Harpia harpyja (harpy eagle)
Lineage: Eukaryota; Metazoa; Chordata; Aves; Accipitriformes; Accipitridae
Gene: RGS1
Product: regulator of G protein signaling 1
Exons: 5
Coding region: 79-678 (199 amino acids)
Source: RefSeq, a predicted model, not a curated record